AUGCCCGUCUCCGCGUCCAUCGAGAUCGCCCCCGGCGUGCACAUGCCGAGGAUCGGUCUCGGCACGCACCGCAUCGGCGGCGACGUCCUCGUGCGAUGCGUCCACGCCGCGAUGGACGCGAUCGGCGACGCCGGCGUCCUCCACGUCGACACCGCGUCGUGUUACAACAACGAAGCCGCCGUAGGAGACGCGAUCGAGUCGUCGUCGUUCCCGCGCGAGCGCGUCUUCAUCACGAGCAAGAUCGCCCCGAAGGAGAUGGGACGCGAGAAAACCCCGCGCGCGAUCGACGGCAUGCUCUCGCGGCUGCGCGUGGACGCGCUCGACUUGCUCCUCGUGCACUGGCCCGCGGCGGCGAAGGCGUCUCCGGACGAUCGCGCCGCGCACCGCGUCGCGAGACGAGAGACGUGGGACGCGAUGGAGCGCGCGCUCGCGGCGGGGAAAUGCCGCGCGAUCGGCGUGAGCAACUACACGAUCGAUCACAUGACCGAGCUGCUCGCGCACGCGUCGGUCAAGCCCGCGGUGAACCAGAUCGAGUUUCACCCGCGGUGCCCGCAACGCGAGGCGUCGGCGUUUUGCCGGGAACGCGAUAUCGCCGUCGUCGCGUAUUCGCCGCUCGGCGUCGGCGCGUUGAUCGACGACGCCGCGGUGAAACGCGCGGCGAUGGCCUUUCGAUGCGCCCCCGCGACGUGUUUGAUCGCGUGGGCGCUGCGUCGAGGUGUGGCGGUGCUGCCGAAGAGCGCGACGCCGGAACGCGCGAAGGAGAACGCGUCGCUCGAGCGGGCGUCGGACGCGAUGGACGCGAUGGGCGACGGCGACGGCGCGGAGAAGUACUGUUGGGACCCGAGCGUCGUGAGAUAG
Messenger RNA from Micromonas pusilla CCMP1545, 858 nucleotides. RefSeq lists its product as uncharacterized. Lineage: Eukaryota; Viridiplantae; Chlorophyta; Mamiellophyceae; Mamiellales; Mamiellaceae. The transcript has 2 exons. Bases 1 to 858 code for a protein of 285 amino acids. The record is from RefSeq and is a predicted model, not a curated record. Gene Ontology annotation, molecular function: oxidoreductase activity.